Molecule: messenger RNA, 705 nt
Organism: Phyllostomus discolor (pale spear-nosed bat)
Lineage: Eukaryota; Metazoa; Chordata; Mammalia; Chiroptera; Phyllostomidae
Product: tumor necrosis factor receptor superfamily member 23-like
Exons: 6
Coding region: 1-705 (234 amino acids)
Biological process (GO): TRAIL-activated apoptotic signaling pathway; positive regulation of apoptotic process
Cellular component (GO): plasma membrane; cell surface
Molecular function (GO): protein binding
Source: RefSeq, a predicted model, not a curated record
AUGGCCUUGCCGUCUGCUCUCUUAUCGCUGUCGCAGUCGCUGCUGCUGCUGCUGCUGCCGCUGCUGCCGCCGCCGCUGCUCGCGAAGCAGCUGACGGGGACCGCCCGCACCCACCGGACUUCCCAGCGGAGCCCGGCACGCCCCAGCCCCACCGACAGCUGCGGUCCCCAGGAGUACUGGUCCCCAGGUCACUGCUGCCUGCUGUGCCCCGCGGGGGAGCAUGUCCGUGAACCCUGCAGCCACCCCCACACCCGGGGACAGUGCGACAAGUGUGACCCAGGCACGUUCACCAGGCUCCCCAACGGCCUGGAGUCCUGCCUGCUGUGUGGCACCUGCCGAGAGGACCAAGACGAGGUGGCCGAGUGCACUGCCACCAGCAACACGAGGUGCCAGUGCCGACAAGGCCGUUUCUACAAAGCCCCUGGCGACGAGGAAUUCUGCACGAGGUGUAGCACGUGUCCCGAGGGGACAGUGGUCCUGCAGCAGUGCAACUCCACAGCGGACACGGUGUGCGGCCCACCCGGUCCAGAGGGCAGACACCGGCUCUGGUUGGUCGGGAGCUUUGUGAUCUUCUCCGCGGUUCUGGGCAUCACCAUCGUCACUGCCCGCACGAAGAAGCCAAAAGACGGAGGAUUCCAGCCCGUGUGCAGCGGGCCCCCCAGCAGUGCGUGCUCAGAGUUGGAGUCCCUGGAGGAGAGUGAGUGA